This is a messenger RNA of Penicillium salamii, 1407 nucleotides long. NCBI's taxonomy places the organism in Eukaryota, Fungi, Ascomycota, Eurotiomycetes, Eurotiales, Aspergillaceae. The record is from the annotation of a GenBank genome assembly.
AUGCCUGUCACCAAUUUCAAAUACCCCGAUCCUUACAAGUACCAACUGGGCUUCGACUCCCAUCAUGAGAGUGAAGCCAUUGAGGGAGCCCUCCCAGUCGGUCAAAACUCACCCCAAAAAGCCCCAUACGGGUUGUACACAGAAAAGCUCUCGGGCACUGCCUUCACCGCUCCUCGCCGCGAGAACAAACAGACCUGGGUUUAUCGUGUUCUACCAGCAGCAGCUCAUGAGAACUUCGUGGCUGAAGAUGUCGACUCAUAUCACACCAGUAUGACAACAGAAACCCAGAAGCUCCACCAUAUUCCAAACCAGCUGCGAUGGAACCCAUUUGACCUGGAUGAGAAGGUGGAUUGGGUACAUGGAUUACAUUUGAUCGCUGGAUCCGGCGACCCGACCAUGAAACAAGGCUUGGGAAUCCUACUCUAUGCAGCUGGAAAGGAUAUGGGCAAGGAAGCCUUCUAUUCUGCGGAUGGCGACUUCCUGAUUGUCCCCCAGCACGGCGUGUUGGAUAUCCAAACUGAGCUUGGUCGCAUUAUCCUCCGACCAAAUGAGAUCUGCGUCAUUCCCCGCGGCGUAAGGUAUGCAAAAAAUCAUAUACACUCCAAUUAUAUUCACCAGCUGACUCUUUCCUUCAGAUACCGAGUAACGCUUCCAGACGGCCCAGUGCGCGGCUACAUCUGUGAACUAUACCAGGGUCACUAUGAACUCCCCGAGCUGGGUCCCAUUGGCUCGAAUGGUCUAGCCAACGCGCGCGACUUCCAAGCCCCAGUAGCCGACUUCGACGACGAAGAGGAAAGCGAGUAUAAACUGUACAGCAAGUUCAACAACACUCUAUUUUCCGCCAGACAGAACCACACGCCGUUCGACGUUGUUGCCUGGCACGGAAACUACUAUCCCUUCAAAUAUGAUCUGGGACGAUUCAACACCAUCGGCUCCAUUUCAUUCGACCACCCUGAUCCCUCAAUCUUUACUGUGUUGACUGGUCCCUCAGACCAUGUUGGCACAGCCAUUGCGGACUUUGUUAUCUUCCCCCCGCGCUGGCUGGUGGCUGAAGGAACUUUCCGUCCUCCUUGGUACCACCGUAACACCAUGUCGGAGUUCAUGGGUCUGAUUGCUGGUGAUUACGAUGCUAAGGUUGGCGGUGGGUUCCAGCCUGCUGGCGCUAGUUUGCAUAACGUUAUGAGUGCUCAUGGUCCCGACUCUGGGGCUUUCGAGGGAGCUAGCAAUGCAGAGUUGAAGCCUACCAAGGUUGGAGAUGGAAGCAUGGCGUUCAUGUUCGAGAGCUCUCUCAUGGUCGGUGUGUCUGAGUGGGGCUUAAAGCAAUGCCAGAAGGUGCAGCCUGAAUAUAACCAGCAUAGCUGGACACCCUUGAAGCGUCAUUUUGUGAACCCCCACAAGAAGGCUUAA